UGCCCUGAUGACGAAGAGAUGGGCGUGGACAAGCCGUCUCUGGUGGUGGACUUGGUGGAGGACCCUCUUUCGGGAAUCCCGGCCGACGUCCGCUCUCAGAUACCGGCGGAGGUGGCCCGCCGAGCUAGGUCUUCGGGCGGUAAGUAUUAUUCGAACGUCGUUCAGACGUAUCGAGCCUCCUCUGGCAGUUCUUCUUACUCUCCGCGUCAUCCUAAGGCCAUUGUUUUUCCUAUAGCCAAAGACAAAGGGAAGGAUGCAGCUGCUGCCGAGGAUGAGAACGUACCUGCUACUCCACACUAUUCGUCAAAGGAUAGGGUGGCUAUAUGCCGCAAGGUUUUUAAGGCCGUCCCCGCUGAGUAUGUUGCUUCUCUUCCUGGCCGCAAGACUGACGCCCAGUUUGGUGCGAUCCAGGCCACUCUUCUCGACUUGUUCUGCCGCAUGGAAUUCUGCAAGAGCUGGAAGGCCCGCACUGCUGAGGAGCUCAAAGCUCAGGUGGCUGAGUCCACCCACCAUGGUGACUAUGCGUUCAAGUCCAUUGAAGAGGUCCGCCUGCAGAUGUAGACGACCAUAGACCUUCAAGCGAAGGAGGUGGCUGCGUUGAGAUCUGACAAGGCCGAGCUGCUUAAGAAGAUCUUGGCGCAGGACAAGGACAUGGUGGCAAUGGUCGAGGAAGCCAAGACAGCGGCGGCGGAAAUACGGGCGCUUC
Spinacia oleracea (spinach) is the source of this 706-nucleotide messenger RNA. RefSeq lists its product as uncharacterized. Bases 19 to 561 code for a protein of 180 amino acids. The transcript has 2 exons. The record is from RefSeq and is a predicted model, not a curated record. Lineage: Eukaryota; Viridiplantae; Streptophyta; Magnoliopsida; Caryophyllales; Amaranthaceae.